AUGGGGCGGCCGAAGCAGAAGAAGGCGCAGCUGAAGCGCGCCACGCGGAAGCCCAGGCGCGCGGCUUACGAAGGCAAUCCGCCGCUGCUACUGGGCGGGGAAGACGAGCGCGCGGUGGGGGAUGACGGCGGCGGCAGCAACGCGCUCGUCAUUGCGUCCGCUGCGUCGUGCGCACGCGGCGGCAGCCGCCCCGACGAGCUCGGCGAGCGAAUGGCAGGGACGGGAGCUGAGCUGGUGUCCGGCACGGAUGUGGUGGCUGACGUGGUAGCUGACGUGGCACUGGACAACGAUGAGCUGGAGCUGGUGGACGACCGCAAGAAGCGGCGCAACAGCAAGCGCGUGCAGCGCAAGCUGCGUCGCAUCCAGGAGGAGAAGGAGAAGAAGAUAAAGCGCAAGCAAGCCAUCCAACUGCUGCAGCAGCAUGAGGCAUCGUCCACCGCACUGCACCUCAUGGCACCCAGCAGCACGCUGGGACAGGUGGCCCGCCCACUCUUUCCAUCACCCUCCCCCUUCCUGCACACCACACCAUCUCUGCCAGCCUCUCUCCUGCACGCUCCCCCCUACCCGCCUUUCCCCCUCUUCCCGGCCGCCCUACCCGCCUUUCCCCCUCUUCCCGGCCGCCCUACCCGCCUUUCCCCCUCUUCCCGGCCGCCCUACCCGCCUUUCCCCCUCUUCCCGGCCGCCCUACCCGCCUUUCCCCCUCUUCCUGGCCGCCCUACCCGCCUUUCCCCCUCUUGCUGGCCGCCCUACCCGCCUUUCCCCCUCUUCCUGGCCGCCCUACCCGCCUUUCCCCCUCUUGCCGGCCGCCCUACCCGCCUUUCCCCCUCUUGCUGGCCGCCCUACCCGCCUUUCCCCCUCUUGCUGGCCGCCCUACCCGCCUUUCCCCCUCUUCCUGGCCGCCCUACCCGCCUUUCCCCCUCUUCCUGGCCGCCCUGCCCGCCUUUCCCCCUCUUCCCGGCCGCCCUACCCGCCUUUCCCCCUCUUCCCGGCCGCCCUACCCGCCUUUCCCCCUCUUCCCGGCCUCCCUACCCGCCUUUCCCCCUCUUCCUGGCCUCCCUACCCGCCUUUCCCCCUCUUCCUGGCCGCCCUACCCGCCUUUCCCCCUCUUCCCGGCCGCCCUACCCGCCUUUCCCCCUCUUCCCGGCCGCCCUACCCGCCUUUCCCCCUCUUCCUGGCCGCCCUACCCGCCUUUCCCCCUCUUCCUGGCCGCCCUACCCGCCUUUCCCCCUCUUCCUGGCCGCCCUACCCGCCGUUCCCCUUCUUCCUGCCCGCCCUACCCGCCGUUCCCCCUCUUCCCGGCCGCCCUACCCGCCUUUCCCCCUCUUCCCGGCCGCCCUACCCGCCUUUCCCCCUCUUCCCGGCCGCCCUACCCGCCUUUCCCCCUCUUCCCGGCCGCCCUACCCGCCUUUCCCCCUCUUCCCGGCCGCCCUACCCGCCUUUCCCCCUCUUCCUGGCCGCCCUACCCGCCUUUCCCCCUCUUCCUGGCCGCCCUACCCGCCUUUCCCCCUCUUCCCGGCCGCCCUACCCGCCUUUCCCCCUCUUCCCGGCCGCCCUACCCGCCUUUCCCCCUCUUCCCGGCCGCCCUACCCGCCUUUCCCCUCUUCCUGGCCGCCCUACCCGCCUUUCCCCCUCUUCCCGGCCGCCCUACCCGCCUUUCCCCCUCUUCCUGGCCGCCCUACCCGCCUUUCCCCCUCUUCCCGGCUGCCCUACCCGCCUUUCCCCCUCUUCCUGGCCGCCCUACCCGCCUUUCCCCCUCUUCCUGGCCGCCCUACCCGCCUUUCCCCCUCUUCCCGGCCGCCCUACCCGCCUUUCCCCCUCUUCCCGGCCUCCCUACCCGCCUUUCCCCCUCUUCCUGGCCGCCCUACCCGCCUUUCCCCCUCUUCCGGCCGCCCUACCCGCCUUUCCCCCUCUUCCCGGCCGCCCUACCCGCCUUUCCCCCUCUUCCUGGCCGCCCUACCCGCCUUUCCCCCUCUUCCUGGCCGCCCUACCCGCCUUUCCCCCUCUUCCUGGCCGCCCUACCCGCCGUUCCCCUUCUUCCUGCCCGCCCUACCCGCCGUUCCCCCUCUUCCCGGCCGCCCUACCCGCCUUUCCCCCUCUUCCCGGCCGCCCUACCCGCCUUUCCCCCUCUUCCCGGCCGCCCUACCCGCCUUUCCCCCUCUUCCCGGCCGCCCUACCCGCCUUUCCCCCUCUUCCCGGCCGCCCUACCCGCCUUUCCCCCUCUUCCCGGCCGCCCUACCCGCCUUUCCCCCUCUUCCUGGCCGCCCUACCCGCCUUUCCCCCUCUUCCUGGCCGCCCUACCCGCCUUUCCCCCUCUUCCCGGCCGCCCUACCCGCCUUUCCCCCUCUUCCCGGCCGCCCUACCCGCCUUUCCCCCUCUUCCCGGCCGCCCUACCCGCCUUUCCCCCUCUUCCUGGCCGCCCUACCCGCCUUUCCCCCUCUUCCCGGCCGCCCUACCCGCCUUUCCCCCUCUUCCUGGCCGCCCUACCCGCCUUUCCCCCUCUUCCCGGCUGCCCUACCCGCCUUUCCCCCUCUUCCUGGCCGCCCUACCCGCCUUUCCCCCUCUUCCUGGCCGCCCUACCCGCCUUUCCCCCUCUUCCCGGCCGCCCUACCCGCCUUUCCCCCUCUUCCCGGCCGCCCUACCCGCCUUUCCCCCUCUUCCCGGCCGCCCUACCCGCCUUUCCCCCUCUUCCCGGCCGCCCUACCCGCCUUUCCCCCUCUUCCCGGCCGCCCUACCCGCCUUUCCCCCUCUUCCUGGCCGCCCUACCCGCCUUUCCCCCUCUUCCCGGCCGCCCUACCCGCCUUUCCCCCUCUUCCUGGCCGCCCUAACCGCCUUUCCCCCUCUUCCCGGCUGCCCUACCCGCCUUUCCCCCUCUUCCUGGCCGCCCUACCCGCCUUUCCCCCUCUUCCUGGCCGCCCUACCCGCCUUUCCCCCUCUUCCCGGCCGCCCUACCCGCCUUUCCCCCUCUUCCCGGCCGCCCUACCCGCCUUUCCCCCUCUUCCCGGCCGCCCUACCCGCCUUUCCCCCUCUUCCUGGCCGCCCUACCCGCCUUUCCCCCUCUUCCUGGCCGCCCUACCCGCCUUUCCCCCUCUUCCCGGCCGCCCUACCCGCCUUUCCCCCUCUUCCUGGCCGCCCUACCCGCCUUUCCCCCUCUUCCUGGCCGCCCUACCCGCCUUUCCCCCUCUUCCCGGCCGCCCUACCCGCCUUUCCCCCUCUUCCCGGCCGCCCUACCCGCCUUUCCCCCUCUUCCCGGCCGCCCUACCCGCCUUUCCCCCUCUUCCCGGCCGCCCUACCCGCCUUUCCCCCUCUUCCCGGCCGCCCUACCCGCCUUUCCCCCUCUUACCGGCCGCCCUACCCGCCUUUCCCCCUCUUCCCGGCCGCCCUACCCGCCUUUCCCCCUCUUCCCGGCUGCCCUACCCGCCUUUCCCCCUCUUCCUGGCCGCCCUACCCGCCUUUCCCCUUCUUCCUGCCCGCCCUACCCGCCUCUGGUCACCUCCCUUUUUCCGCUGCUGCCAGACUCCCUCUGCCGCCCACCAGAAUGGCAGCAGCACGCACAAGGUGCGGCAUGCUCUAGGGUUUGUGCAAGCGGGUUUGUCACACCCUGCACCUACCCCUCCCCGCUUCACGAACCCGUCUACUACCCACCAGGGUGGCAGCAGCAAGCAGAAGGUGCAGUAUGCCAAGGCUUUCAUGAAAGUAUGGGCUGACCCCUCCCACUGGUGGGUUCUGGGAAUUCUUAAAAACACCCUUCCAAUUUCCCCUCUCCCCCCCACCGCCACCCUCCCAGGGUGGCAGCAGCAAUCAGAUUGUGCAGCGUGCCAAGGCGUUUGUAGAAGCAGGGCUGAUCCCUCCUCUACUCCCCUCCUCCCUCCUCCCUCGUUCCACCUCUUUCCGCCCUGGCCGCCUCCCCUACACUCCCUUACCCCCUCCCAGGGUGGCAGCAGCAAGCAGAAGGUGCAGCGCGCCAAGGCGUUUGUAGAAGCAGGGCUGACCCCCCCUGCUGCCCUGCAGGCUCUGCUGCUGCGGGAGAGACGGGCAGGAGGGCGAGGGGCGGGGAGUGACGAGGGGAGUGAUGAUGAUGAUGAGGAGAGUGAGGAUGAGAGGGUUGAAGGGUUGUUGGCGUGGAAGGAUGAGAGGGAGAGGGCGGGGAGUUGGGGAGGUGAGGGGGACGAAAGGGGGGUGGGUGAGAAGAGAGAAGGAGCAGGGGUGGGAGGAGAGGAAGGGAUGGGAGGGGCAGGCGAGGGAGGAAAGAGUGUGGAGGUGGAGGUGGAGAUGAAGGAGACGGCUACAGAGGGCACGGGAGAUGGGGAGGAUGCGUGCAAAGUAAGGGAGACGGGAGGGAAGAGGGAUGCUAUCAGGGAGAGCAGUGGGAUGGAGGGAGAUGGAGAGGAGGAAAGCAGAGAGGAGGGAGAGGUUAGUGAUAGCGAUGACGGGGAGGAGGGAGAGGACGAGGGGAAGGAACACGGUGAAGAGUUGGGGGACGAGGGAAUGGUGGAGAGGCAGGAGUUGGUGGGCGGACGAGAAGGGCAGAGAAUGGAGGAGGACGAAGCUGCCAGGAGGGAAGAGAAUGCCAAGGAUGACGUCAUCAGGGCAGAGGGAGGGGAGCAGCUGCAGGCAGCAGAGAGCAACAGAGCAGCCGUGGAGGCAGAGCAGGGAAAGCAGCAAGGAAAGAACAUGGAAGGGAAGGCGGAGCAGGGAGGGGAGGGUGGUGGGAAGGCGAAACAGGGAGCGCAGGCGGAGCAGAGGGGGGGGAAGCUGUGGGUGCGGGUGCAGCGGCGGGAGGAGAUAGAGGCGCAGCGGGCGGGGCUGCCGGUGGUGGCGAUGGAGGGCGAGGUGAUGGAGGCGGUGGGGAGCAGCAAUGCCGUGCUGGUGUGCGGCGAGACAGGGUCAGGGAAGACGACACAAGUGCCACAGUUUCUCUACGAGGCGGGGUACGGCUCGUCCCUCCCAGGGGGUGUGCCCGGCAUGAUCGCCGUGACUCAGCCACGAAGGGUGGCAGUGCUGGCCACGGCCAAGCGCAUAGCCGAUGAGAUGGGCGUCACAGUGGGCAAGGAGGUCGGCUACCAGGUGCGGUACGACCGCCACGUGGCGGGCGGCACGGCCAUUAAGAUCAUGACAGAUGGCAUCCUGCUACGGGAGGUGCAGGCAGACCUGCUGCUGCGGCAGUACAGCGCGGUGAUUCUAGACGAGGCGCAUGAGAGGAGCGUCAACACCGACAUCCUUGUUGGGCUGCUCUCCCGCAUCGUGCCCCUCCGCCAGGCAUGUAGAGAUGUAAUCCUAAACGGGGCGCAUGAGAGGAGUGCUAAUACCGACAUCCUCGUUGGGCUGCUCUCCAGCAUCGUGUCGCUCCGCCAUGCAUAUUGA
Molecule: messenger RNA, 5361 nt
Organism: Closterium sp. Yama58-4
Lineage: Eukaryota; Viridiplantae; Streptophyta; Zygnematophyceae; Desmidiales; Closteriaceae
Source: the annotation of a GenBank genome assembly